Molecule: messenger RNA, 1647 nt
Organism: Adineta steineri
Lineage: Eukaryota; Metazoa; Rotifera; Eurotatoria; Adinetida; Adinetidae
Source: the annotation of a GenBank genome assembly
AUGGGAUUCUUUGAUUAUCAUCGUUGGAGUCACAUUCUUUUUCCACAUGGUUUUAUUUACACUGUUCUCACUGCGAUAUUAUUUGGUUUCGUUAUAUUAACUAUUAUCUUUGGCUCCUUAUGGCUAAAAUCUUAUCCACAUUCAAACACACCUUCUUCUAAUUCUACCAAUACUUCUGUUAAUCAAUAUGCAGUUGCUAAUGGUAUCAUUGGGUUUCCACCUCUUCUACCUAAUGAUGGUCGAUAUGUUCAAUGGACAUUCUUACAUAUGAAUGAUGUCUACGAAUUAUUACCACUUGAUCAAGGACAAAAAGGUGGUUUAGCUCGUGUUGCAUAUAUUAGACAAUUAUUAUUAAAUGAAAAUAAAAAUACAAUCACUUUUCUUGCUGGUGAUCUCGUUUCACCGUCUGCAUUAGGCACAGCUGUAGUAAAUGGUACAACACUAAAUGGUAAACAAAUGAUUGCAACAAUGAAUAUUCUUGGUCUUGAUUAUAUGACAUUUGGUAAUCAUGAAUUUGAUCUUACUAAAACUGAUUUACUUUCUCGAAUGAAUGAAUCAAAAUUUACAUGGAUAAGUUUAAAUGUAGUUGAUAAGAGUUCUAAUCAAUCAUUUGGAUCAAGUAUUACACAUAAAAUAAUUACGAUUGAUAAUGUGCGAAUUCUCAUCAUUGCAUAUACAAUUGAUGGAACUGGUGAUUAUAUUCGUUUUAUCAAUCAAUCAUCGUUAGUUAAUUAUACAAAAGAAUUUUUGAAAUCAUUUCCAAAUGGAUCAUAUGAUGUCCUUGUUGCUCUUACUCAUUUGGAUGUAUCGACAGAUAUUGAUCUUGUAUCAGAGAUUUCAGAAAUCGAUUUUAUUCUUGGUGGACAUGAGCAUGAAAAUACUUAUAUUAGAAGAGGAAAUAAAUUGAUACCAAUAUAUAAAGCUGAUAGUAAUGCUUUUACUGUUUAUGUCCAUCGUUGUGCAUAUAAUAUUGAUAGAAAACGAUUACGUAUAUAUAGUACAUUAGUUGAAGUAUCUUCAGAAGUACCUGAAGAAGAGAACACAGCAGCGGUUGCAAACUAUUGGUUUAACUUAGGUAUCAAAGGAUUCGAAGCAUUAGGUUUUCAACCAUUAGAAAUUGUUUCAUGUUUACCAGAUGGCAUCGAAUUAGAUGGUAAAUAUCAAUCGGUGACAACUUCUGUUACACUUUUAACUGAAGCAAUUUGUGAGGGUUUACUUCAGGUAACAGCAACAUAUGGAACAACAAUUGCACUUCUUAAUGGUGGUACCAUACGUAUCGAUGAUAUACUUCAAGGUACCAUUACACAAUAUGAUAUACUACGUACAUUACCAUUUCCAAAUAAGAUCGUUGCUCUUUCUGUUCCAGGUGAUGUACUAGCUCAAGUACUCUCUGAUGGUAUGUCAGUCAAAGGUACUGGUUUAUAUGUUGGUUACAUUGGUGUAGAAACAACAGAUCAAGGAUCUACAUGGUUAGUCAAUGGAGUAAAUGUUGCUACAAGUGGUCUCACUUAUAAAGUUGCAACAACAGUCUAUAUGAAAGAGAAUACUAAAUUAAAUAAUCCAACUGUAAAUAUUACACAACAGACUGAAGAAACACAAACUAAAGCUUUAAUUAGUUAUUUACAGAUAAAAUAUCCUCCUUGUUAA